Messenger RNA from Orycteropus afer afer, 1387 nucleotides. RefSeq names its product G protein-coupled receptor 84 (gene GPR84). Gene Ontology annotation, molecular function: urotensin II receptor activity. Gene Ontology annotation, biological process: neuropeptide signaling pathway. The record is from RefSeq and is a predicted model, not a curated record. Lineage: Eukaryota; Metazoa; Chordata; Mammalia; Tubulidentata; Orycteropodidae. Gene Ontology annotation, cellular component: membrane.
UGCUUGAAGCCUAACAACCCUCCCUAAAAGCUGCUGUUUGUGUGAGUUGGACUACUUCCACUGGAGAGAGAACUAAAAGCUGGCAGACUCAGCCUCCAUCAUGUGGAACACCUCUGACGCCAACUUCUCCUGCUACCAUGAGUCUGUGCUGGGUUAUCGUUUUGUUGCGGUUAGCUGGGGCAUUGUAGUGGCUGUGACAGGCACUCUGGGCAAUAUGCUCACACUGCUAGCCUUGGCCUUCCAGCCCAAGCUCCAAACCCGCUUCAACUUACUCAUUGCCAACCUUACACUGGCUGAUCUGCUCUACUGCACCUUGCUCCAGCCCUUCUCAGUGGACACCUACCUCCACCUGCACUGGCGCACUGGUGCCACCUUCUGCAGAGUCUUUGGGCUCCUCCUCUUUGCUUCCAAUUCUGUCUCCAUCCUCACCCUCUGCCUCAUUGCACUGGGACGUUACCUCCUCAUUGCCCAUCCUAAGCUCUUUCCCCAAAUUUUCAGUGCCAAAGGGGUAGUGCUGGCUCUGGUGGGCACCUGGGUAGUAGGUGUGGCCAGUUUUGCCCCACUCUGGCAUAUCUAUAUCUUAGUACCUGUAGUCUGCACCUGCAGCUUUGACCGGAUCCGAGGCAGGCCCUACACCACCAUCCUCAUGGGCAUCUACUUUGUGCUUGGGCUCAGUAGUGUUGGCGUUUUCUAUUGCCUCAUCCAUCGCCAGGUGAAGCGAGCAGCACAGGCACUGAACCAGUACAAGCUGCACCAGGCAAGCAUCCACUCCAACCAUGUGGCUGGAACAGAUGAAGCCAUGCCGGGUCAUUUCCAAGAGCUGGAUAGCGGACUGGCAUCAGGAAGACACAGUGAGGGGAUUUCAUCUGAACCAGUCAGUGCUGCUACCAUCCAGACCCUGGAGGGGGACUCAUCUGAUGUGAGGGACCAGGGCAACAGCAAGAUUGCUAAGCAGAUGGCAGAAAAAAGACCUCCAGAAGCACCUGAAAAGGCCAAGCCAAUCAAAGGAGCCAAAAAAGCCCAGGACUCCACAUCUGAGUUUGGGAAGGUGACUCGGAUGUGUUUUGCUGUGUUCCUCUGCUUUGCCCUGUCCUACAUACCCUUCUUGCUGCUCAAUAUCCUGGAUGCCAAGGUCCAGGCUCCCAGAGUUGUCCACAUGCUUGCUGCUAACCUCACUUGGCUCAACGGAUGCAUCAACCCUGUGCUCUAUGCAGCCAUGAACCGCCAGUUCCGUCAAGCAUACAGCUCCAUUUUACAGAGAGGGCCCCGGAGUUUCCACAGGCUACGUUAGAACUGGACUCCCUGUCACCAGAAUCCAAAACUGUCUCUUCGAGAGCCAAAGUAGCCAGUUGGCACGGGAGUAGGUGAAAAUAAAACUUACGGACUU